Messenger RNA from Phaethon lepturus (White-tailed tropicbird), 1672 nucleotides. It is a transcript of the gene HPS1, whose product is annotated as Hermansky-Pudlak syndrome 1. Gene Ontology annotation, molecular function: guanyl-nucleotide exchange factor activity. The record is from RefSeq and is a predicted model, not a curated record. Gene Ontology annotation, biological process: vesicle-mediated transport; melanosome assembly. Lineage: Eukaryota; Metazoa; Chordata; Aves; Phaethontiformes; Phaethontidae. Gene Ontology annotation, cellular component: BLOC-3 complex.
GUUGCGGCCAGCCGAUUCAGAGCAGCGGGAGCGUGUCUGGAGCCUGCUGCGGGGCCUGCUGGAGACCUAUAGCCGCCUGCGGGAAGAGGACCAGAGCUUUGCGGUGGAGGGGGAUGAGGUGGCCCAUGCCUUCCUCCUGGUGCACACCAAGCUGCUGGCCUUCUACUCCAGCCGCAAUGCCAGCUCCAUCCGCCCCGCCGACCUGCUCAGCCUCAUCCUCCUGGUGCAGGACCUGUACCCCAGCCAGAGUGCCGAGGAGGAGCUUGGUCCCCAGCCUGUGGCAGGGAAGGUGCUCCCCCAGGGACCCAAGAGAAGCGAGAGCAUCCCCAUGAGUGGGCCUGGCUCCCAUGGAGCUGUGGAAAAGGACUCAGAUGACCAGGACACAGACGAUCUCUCCGUGCCCGAGGUCUACUACACGCCUGAGCCCUCACCGGGCAGGCACAGCACGGGCAGUGAGAGCUGGUCGGAGGGCGCGGAGAUGCUGGGCACCGGGGAGGCAGACACUGCAGAUGUCCAGAUGGCAGAGGACUUGCUCCAGACCUUGGGGCCUUUGGUCCCUGAAGCUUCAAACCCCAGAAGGAUCUUUCUGGACGCCAGCCUGCGGGAAGGUUACUGCCCCUUGCUGCCGCACACCAUGCACUGCCUCCCGCUCUGGCCAGGCAUCUCCCUCGUCCUCCUGACCAAGGGCCCCAUGACCCAGGUGGCCAUCACCUUGUACCAGCUGCUGGAUGGUUUCUUGGUGCUGGAGAGGAAGCUGGAAGAGGGGCCAGAGGCAGGAGCCCCACGCUCCUACCCGUUCCUGGCCGAGCUGCGGCAGCGCAUGGACAAGUUUGUGAAGAAGCUGAGCGGGCAGGACAUCCAGUUGCAGAACACCUGGGGGGACUUCAAGAACAAGAUAUUUUCCCGGAGCGAGCCUGGGAGCUCCCUGGAGCUGCUGCAGGCAGCGGCCAACGUGAAGCGGCAGGGCUUCUUCCUCGCUCGCCAGCCCAUCCUGGCCUCCACCGGCCACGGCCUGUCCCAGGGGCUGCGGGACCGUGCCCAGAAGCUGAUGAAGGAGAAGCUGCUGGACUGGCGGGACUUCCUGCUGGUGAAGAGCAGGCGCAAUAUCACCAUGGUGUCGUACCUGGAGGACUUCCCUGGCUUGGUGCACUUCAUCUAUGUGGACCGCACGGCUGGGCAGAUGAUGGCACCAUCACUCAGCGUGACAGAGAAGUCCAGCUCGGAGCUGGGCAAGGGCCCUCUGGCCAUCUUCAUUAAGAGGAAGGUCUGGUCCCUGAUCACGUUGGCCCGGCGAUACCUGCAGAAGGGCUACACAACACUCAUGCUGCAGGAUGGUGACUACUGCUGCUCCUACUUCCUCUGGUUUGAGAACGAGCUGGGCUACAAGCUGGAGGUGAUGGAGGUGCCAGUUCCCUCCGAUGAUUCUGCUCCCAUCGGGAUGCUGGCAGGAGACUACUACAGGAAGCUGCUGCGUUACUACAGCAAGAACCACCAGGCAGAGGUGGUGAAGUGCUACGAGCUGCUGACCGUGCACCUCGGCAUCAUCCCCUCCGAGCUCGUGGUCCAGCAGGCCUGUGACUUGGCCCGGCGCCUCUGGGAGCCCUCCCGCAUCCCCCUUCUCUGAGCUGCCUCCAGCCACCUCAGGGCCGGGAUUAAAGCGGUUGUGUGGGUG